AUGGGUCGCCACUUCAAGAGUCGUUUGAAAGAGAGAGACAUGGUGCUAAGGGGUGGGGAAGAAGGGCCUUUCCUGAACCCCCCGGGCCUGCCCAGCAUUACUGUCUGCUGGUUUGUGGGCUGCCUUUGUGGAAGCAAACUUGUCAUUGACUGGCACAACUAUGGCUACUCCAUUAUGGGUCUGGUGCACGGCCCCAACCACCCCUUCAUUCUGCUGGACAAAUGGUAUGAGAAGCUCUUUGGACGCCUGUCCCACAUGAACCUGUGUGUGACCAGCGCCAUGCGGGAAGACCUGGCAGAGAACUGGCGCAUCAGAGCUGUGACCACCUACGACAAGGCAGCAGCUUUCUUUAAAGAGACGCCCCUGGACCUGUAGCACGAGCUUUUCAUGAAGCUGGGCCGCACUCACGCUGCAUUCUGGGCCUGCGCAGACCUCAGGGACCCAGCCAUGGAGAGGUCAGCCUUCACGGAGCGGGACGCUCAGAGCGGGGUGGGGACGUGUCUUCAAGGGCGGCCAGCCCUGCUGGUCAGCAGCACGAACUGGGCCGAGGACGAGGACUUCUUCAUCCUGCUGGCAGCUUUGGAAAAGUUCGAACAGCUGACUCUUGUUGGAGACAGUCUUCCUUCUCUAGUCUGCAUGAUAACAGGGUGGGGAACCCGGAUUUGA
Molecule: messenger RNA, 666 nt
Organism: Propithecus coquereli (Coquerel's sifaka)
Lineage: Eukaryota; Metazoa; Chordata; Mammalia; Primates; Indriidae
Product: chitobiosyldiphosphodolichol beta-mannosyltransferase-like
Exons: 8
Cellular component (GO): endoplasmic reticulum
Molecular function (GO): mannosyltransferase activity
Source: RefSeq, a predicted model, not a curated record